Meira miltonrushii is the source of this 918-nucleotide messenger RNA. Its product is annotated as DUF1769-domain-containing protein. Bases 1 to 918 code for a protein of 305 amino acids. NCBI's taxonomy places the organism in Eukaryota, Fungi, Basidiomycota, Exobasidiomycetes, Exobasidiales, Brachybasidiaceae. The transcript is spliced from 2 exons. The record is from RefSeq and is a predicted model, not a curated record.
AUGGCACCUCGUCUUCGAGUAUCAGCUGGUCCAUCUGUGGAUAAAUUGUCAUUGGUUCGGGUAAACGAUGAAGAUCACCCGUUAACCAUUAAAACGGACGAUUUCGAGGGUCGAGUAAUUGUGCGAAUUCAAGGUUUUACUGGCAUUCUACCUGGAACGAAUGAAGAACAUGAAGCAGCAUCAGAAGUAGGAACGCAUUAUUUUGAUCAUUCGUAUGCUAAAGGAUGCACUUGGUCCAUUCAAGUUCAAGGUAGAUUCAAAGAAAAGAUUUCUGUUGACGACCUGAUGUAUGGAAAUCAAUUCGAUAAACCGAUUCGUGAUCGACUUCCUUGGGGCACUUCAGUUGCUUUGCGUGCGAUCGGCAUCAUUGAUCCAAAUUUACAACAUGAUUUGUACGCAGAUCAGCCUUGGGCGUUUGGACCCCUACUUACCAGCAUGACAAGAGUCAACGUUCAACGAAAAGAAGAAGAACCGGCUGAAGAUUUCAAGGAUUGGCCUCCAUUCCCCGCCGGUCGUUCAGAAGAGGAUUACGUUCAGGAAGAUACGUCUGCACUUUUAUGCAAGAACGAAAAGGGAGAAUUACUAGAUGAAGUUGAAAAGAACGGAUUUGCGGACUCGCAUACUUUAUCGCAACUCAAGGAUGCCACUUCUGGUCACACCCAUCGUGCUCGCCUUUGGGGUAAUCAAUCCGUUCGUCAAGCAGGUCAGAUUACACCGAAUGAUAUCGUCACAUUAGCAUUCGAUAAUGGAUUCAUUGAUUUCAAUACUUUACGAGUCGUCCUACCUUAUACAGGCGGAAUGGGAUUCGAUUUGCAAAAGUACUGGGAUGGACAGCCGGUCCGAUAUUACUGCAAGAACGGUCAAACAGGAAAGGUAUUCUACAUCAUAGAGCUUCAAAUUGUAGAGAAAGACGAAUAG